This is a messenger RNA of Wyeomyia smithii (pitcher-plant mosquito), 807 nucleotides long. RefSeq lists its product as uncharacterized. The transcript has a single exon. The record is from RefSeq and is a predicted model, not a curated record. The coding region runs from base 1 to 807 and encodes 268 amino acids. Lineage: Eukaryota; Metazoa; Arthropoda; Insecta; Diptera; Culicidae.
AUGCAACAAAACUCUCGUCCCGGUAUUCCGGUAUUCAGACCAAAGCGGCCGGUAGCUUACGCUAUGGAGCGUCUUGUGGAAGACGCACUGUUUCGCCUGCAAACCUUUGGCAUCCUGAGAAAGGUGGAUUUCAGCGACUGGGCGGCCCCGAUCGUCGCAGUACGGAAGCCAAAUGGAACCGUCCGUAUAUGUGCCGACCAGUAUCCAUUACCACUGCCCGAGGAUAUUUUCGCGAAGAUGGCCAACUGUCGGAUUUUUAGUCACAUUGACUUAUCCGACGCGUACCUACAGGUAGAGGUGGAUCCAGUCAGCCAACCGCUACUCACCGUAAACACACAUAAAGGCCUCUUCCAAUUCACGCGCCUGUCACCCGGCAUCAAGUCAGCCCCGGGCGCGUUCCAACAAUUGAUGGAUACAAUGUUGGCUGGGGUGAACUGUACUGUUGAAUACCUCGACGACAUUUUGGUUGGUGGUCGCAACGAAGAAGAGCAUCGACGCAAUCUGCAGCUAACCCUCGCACGGCUCAAAGAGUACGGAUUCCCUGUGCGGAUUGAAAAAUGUAGUUUUGGCAUGCAGCAGGUUAAAUAUCUAGGACAAAUCCUGAAUGGUAAAGGAAUCAGGCCAGACCCCGACAAGAUCGCCCCGAUCGUCAGUAUGACGCCACCACAUAAUGUUUCUACGCUUCGCUCCUACUUGGGGGCCGUGAAUUUUUACGGCAAAUACGUCAACGAACGUCAACGAACAACCCAAAGUUGGGUAUCAUCGUGUCUGCGGACGUGUCUGCAUUUGGGCUGGGAGCUCAAAUAG